Molecule: messenger RNA, 786 nt
Organism: Camellia sinensis
Lineage: Eukaryota; Viridiplantae; Streptophyta; Magnoliopsida; Ericales; Theaceae
Source: RefSeq, a predicted model, not a curated record
AUGAGUGUUCCAGAGGAAAAUGAUAUCCUGGUGUAUUCUAAGAAUGAGGAGGAAUACAGAGAACAUUUGAAAACCGUGUUGCAGACUUUGAGAGAGCAGCAAUUAUACGCUAAGUUCAGUAAGUGUCACUUUUGGGAGAAAGAAGUUCGAUUUUUAGGGCAUGUUGUGUCUAAUCAGGGGAUAGAAGUAGAUCCUGAUAAAGUUGUUGAGGUCAAAGAAUGGAAGCAGCCUACGAACCUUACAGAGGGUAAGGAAGUGAACUUGUUCCAACCUGCUAAUGAAUUCUUACCUAUGGUCGAUAAGAUUUAUAGGUCCCUUGUUGAGACUACUAAGUCAAUUAAAGGAGCAAAAGUACAGAACAAUAAGUUUUGUGUCUCGAUACAUUACCGUAAUGUGGAUGAGAAGGAUUGGAAAACAAUUGCACAAUGUGCCCAAGAAACACUAAAGGACUCUCCUCGUCUACGAUUGACACAUGGACAGAAAGUUCACAGAUCGAUCCAAUUUAAAAUUUUAGAGGUUCGACCUGUGCUUGAUUGGUAUAAGGGUAAAGCUGUCAAGUUCUUACAUGAAUCCCUGGGCUUAAGUAAUUCUGAUGAUGUGCUCCCAAUUUAUGUUGGAGAUGAUUGUUUUGAUGAAGAUGCAUUUAAAGUUGUUGAAGAUGUAGAUUAUGAUCUUGCUCGAGUGCUACUUGGAAAUGAGAAGAGGCUUGUUCACAUGUAUUUGCAUAUUGUCAGUGGUGAUGCUAUAGUUGCAUUAAACACAUCGUUCCAAUUGGGAUUGACUUGA